This is a messenger RNA of Mya arenaria, 1371 nucleotides long. RefSeq lists its product as uncharacterized. Bases 1 to 1371 code for a protein of 456 amino acids. The record is from RefSeq and is a predicted model, not a curated record. Gene Ontology annotation, cellular component: membrane. Gene Ontology annotation, biological process: carbohydrate biosynthetic process. The transcript has 3 exons. NCBI's taxonomy places the organism in Eukaryota, Metazoa, Mollusca, Bivalvia, Myida, Myidae. Gene Ontology annotation, molecular function: sulfotransferase activity.
AUGCUCCUCAUCCCCAGAAGCGGCUGUCUUGUGGACAGAUAUGGCGGUCAAAUCCGCUCUAAUGGACCCAAGAUAGUUUCCAAUGCAGGCUGGAAUUAUUCAAAACCUGCUGUUGACUUUGUAAUAUUCAUUAUCACAAUUAAAGACAGAAUCGGUCUCGAGUAUGACGCGGAAGAAAAACCAAAACUUUCAAACGGUUCGAGUGGCGGAAUAUCAAAAGCUUCAAGGGAUGAAAUGCAACAAACUCUUCAUAAUUCUACGUCCACUGUAUCAAGACGAUUUACAGACAGAAGUAACCAACUUCAAAAGUACUGCGAGGAAAAGAAACUCACGAGUAAUUGCAAGACCAGUUUUAAAAACAUGUUUUAUGUCCCUUCAAGAAAUAUUGUUUUCUGUGGUAUUGAAAAGACAGGAAGUUCUUUUUGGAGAAGAAUUCUUAGAAUAGUUGGAGGAGCGGGAGACGGGCAAUCAAAUCCCUCUCUUUUGAAAAUCGGCUAUGCCUACCAGGAAGAAGGAUAUCGUUCGUUGACGAAAGCGUCUCUGAGCGAAGUCCGGGAAAUAUUUCGAAAUUCUACAAGUAUAAUGUUUGUUCGAAAUCCUUUUGGACGAUUGUUCUCUGGUUGGCUGGAUAAACUGUACAACCCUAAUUGGGUUUUUUGGCAAUCGUAUGGACCUUCAAUGGGCAGUCCUGCAGUUCAGUCAAAUGUAUCUAAAUGUGGGUAUGACGUUCCAUUUGAAAACUUUGUAAAGUACGUAACUAAAUUAAUCAUGGACGGCUACUGUCUGGAUGGCCAUUUCUCUCCAAACUAUGAUCACUGCAAACCAUGCUUAUUUCAGUUCAACUUUAUCGGCCAUUAUGAAACGUUAAAAGAAGAUACGGAACAUAUUAUUAAUUCUCUUAACCUAAGCAAAGUUGUGACCUUGAACGAUUUCGAAAGUAAUGCGGGCAAGGAUGCUAUAGAAGACGCAGUCGACUGGGUUUUUAAACAUAAAACUGUUCUUCGAAAGUGUAACGUAACGUUCCAUUGUGCUUUGUUUAAAGUGUGGAAUCGACUACAAAGUCGAGGAUUUAUAAGUACAAAAAGUGCAUUUCCGUAUUCCUCCGUCUCAAAAGCAAACCAGACGACCUCAGAAGACUUUAAAAAGCUGUUGUAUGAAUCAAGUUCGCAGAAUUCUAUAGCAGAUAUGAAAGCAAGUCGAGCACGAUCGUUUCACCAAGCAAUAACAAACCUCUCGAAAGAUUUAGUAUCACAAAUUGAAAAAGCGUUUCGAAUUGACUUUGAAAUAUUUGGAUAUGGCAAAGAAGGUUUCGAAGAAGUGUUGGAAUCGAAAUACCCAAAACACGUCUUUUUCAAAGACUGUCAUAUAUAG